CCCCGGGACCCUGGGACCCGACUUUCUUGUAAGGGCCGGGGCUGAGUGUGGACCAGUGGUCAGGACCCGGGGUCGGGUUAGUCAGUCUCCCCUAGGUCAUCCCGAGCCAGAGGGCUCUCGGUUACCCCGAGUGAUAGGGCACGCUAGCCCGGAGGCUGUACCUCCAUAGAGAGCGGGAUAAAGGGGGUACCCUGUUACAUUGUUAUCCAUAAAAGUAUUGCCUCCAAGUUACGCCGCAAGUCUGGAACCCACUACACAUUUACCUGCGGCGUAUCCACUGGCUUCGUGUGCACGCUUUUGUUCCAGGCUGGGGCACAAUAUUCUGCGGCAAAGAAGACCCGGCGCUGUGCUGUGCUGGCCGUCCGGAGCGUCAUUGAGUUUGCUCCAACAUGUUGUUCCGGCCGGAUUUGAAGCACCGAGAUUAACUCGUGCGAUUUUCUUUUUUACAGAAACAUUGUUCUCCUCUCGAGAGUUGCACCCGAGGUAUUUCGGGCUACUUGUGCUGGACCUCUUCGCCACAGAAAGUGAUGGCCAGUUUUCUGUCCGGCGUUUGCACUGUUCAGGAGGCGCGAGGCACAGUGGAGCACGCGCUGCAGAACCGUCUCUACAACCACAUCCAGCCAGCCAGCUGUCUCAUAGCCGGCAGUGACUACGCAAUGUUCAAGGAGGGGGUGACUCCAAUGUGGGAAGACCCUGCGAACCUAGCUGGUGGACGAUGGUUGAUCUCACUCACAAAGCAGCAGCGCUACCUGGACCUGGAUGCCCUGUGGCUGGAGACGCUGCUGAUGCUGGUUGGUGAGGCGCUCACCCCGUACGGUGAGCAGGUGUGUGGUGCGGUGGUGAGCGUGAGACGCAAGGGAGACCGCAUCGCCCUGUGGACCUCGAACGCUGACAGCAGCGAUGCCGUCAUCACCAUCGGGCGUGUGUACAAGCGCAGGCUGGGCUUGCCUGCCGACACGCUCAUCGCUUACCAGGCGCACGGAGACAGCAUGGUGAAGAGCGGACAGCCCUCGGCGGACAGCACCCGGCAGUCAUCGGCUUGGUCGGACAGGGAGAGAGCAGGGGACGGAGAGACAGCGGCACCAGCUGGAGGAGACACGGGGUGGUGAGACACGGGGAGAGUGAGACGCGAGGAGAGAGGGAUACAGGGAGAGAGACACGGGGUGAUGAGACACGGGGAGAGUGAGACGCGAGGAGAGAGGGACACGUGGAGAGAGAGACACGGGGAGAGAGAGACACGAGGAGAGAGGGA
Messenger RNA from Lethenteron reissneri (Far Eastern brook lamprey), 1252 nucleotides. RefSeq names its product eukaryotic translation initiation factor 4E-1A-like. Gene Ontology annotation, cellular component: eukaryotic translation initiation factor 4F complex; cytoplasm. The record is from RefSeq and is a predicted model, not a curated record. Gene Ontology annotation, molecular function: translation initiation factor activity; RNA 7-methylguanosine cap binding. Gene Ontology annotation, biological process: translational initiation. Lineage: Eukaryota; Metazoa; Chordata; Hyperoartia; Petromyzontiformes; Petromyzontidae.